GUAACCCCAAGCGGUACCCGGAGAUUUGGGCGCUGAUCGAUCAAAAGGACGACGGCUCGAACCCGGACCCGGGACCCCCGCCGCCGCCGCCGGACGCCUACGCCCCGAUCGAUCGCGCCGCCGCCUGCGCGAGGGAGAGGCUGAUCUGAGUUGGAUCAUCCUCGGCACUCAACUUCUCUUCAGCAAUGGUGUUCUGUUAUCACUGUCAGGAUGACUGCCCGUAUAUACAGGACCCUGACAACGGGAUCACAUGUUGUGGAAUGUGCGGGAAGGUUUUUGAUGAGCACAUUUUUGAGGUUGGGCCUACUUUUGUCAAGAACUCCUCGGGACAGAGCGAAAUGGCUGGAAAAAUAAUUGAAGGCGUUGGGAGUGGCUGUUCUAUAUCCCGUGAAAGAACUGAAGCAAAAGGGAGAGAUGAGAUUUGGCAGAUUGUCCAUGGUUUGCAUGUGAGCGGUGGAGAUGAUAUCAUUUGCACUGCUCAUAACUUUUAUAAACUAGCUCUUGAUAAUGACUUUACUAAGGGACGUCGAACAAGUCACGUUGCAGCCGCUUGUCUUUACAUUGCCUGCCGGCGAGGUGAAAAACCUUAUCUUCUUAUUGAUUUCUCAGACCAUUUGCAAAUAAGUGUUUAUGUCCUAGGUGGUGUUUUUCUGCAGCUUUGCCAGGUUUUGUUACUCGGAGAACACCCAAUUGUUCAAAAGCUUGUAGAUCCUAGCCUUUUCAUCCAUCGUUUUACUGAACGUUUACUGGGAAAAAGGGACAAUGCUGUCUCGGACACAGCUUUACGCAUUGUAGCUAGCAUGAAGCGAGACUGGAUGCAGACUGGGAGGAAGCCAAGUGGUUUAUGUGGUGCAGCAUUAUAUAUCGCGGCACUUUCUCACGGAUAUGAUUACACCAAGGCAGAUAUUGCUGCUGUUGUGCAUGUCUGUGAGGCAACGCUAUCUAAGCGCUUAGUAGAGUUUGAAAAUACAGAUUCUGGUAGCUUAACGAUUGAAGAUUUUUUGGCAAAGGCUGAUGAAGAGACGGUUCCAAAAUGUUCAGCCAAGUAUGGAGACGUCCUUUGUGAGCACAAGGGUGCUGAGCAUUUUUCUCAUGGACUUUGCGAGGAAUGCUACUACAAUUUCACUGAGCUGUCAGGUGGACUGGAGGGUGGUGCUGACCCUCCAGCUUUUCAGCGAGCUGAAAAAAAAAGACAUGCUGCUGCUAAAAGAGCUAAGGAUUCUUCUGUAGUCGACACAACAUUAUGUGAGUUACAUAGUUCUGAUGUUGAGCAUAACAUCAUGAGCCCUGGGAAGAACUGUGUAGGCAAAUCUUCGACAGGUUGUUCCAGUCAAACUGCAAAUGAUUUUGAAGCUCCCAUCGAUCCUGAAGUGGAAGGUGAAAAUGGUAAAGCUGAUUCUGAUCCUGAAAAUCUUUCUGAUAUUGAUGAUGUGGAGGUUGACGGGUAUCUUCACAACGAGGAAGAAACACAGAACAAAAAGAUUAUCUGGGAGGAAAUGAACAAAGAAUACCGAGAGGAACAAGCUGCAAAGGAAGCUUUAGCGGCUGAAUUGGCAGCGAGAGGUAUAUCUGUUGGAGAGGGACAACCGAAGAAACGGAAACGUAAGGAGGACAAGAACUCCACACCUGCUGAAACACCAGCAGAAGCAACAUGCAACAUGUUGAAACGGAAGGGACUUGGGUCAAAAAUCAAUGUUGAAGCUGUUAGUGGAUUGUACAAUACUGAAGACGAAGUUGGCAAAGCAAAUGGCAAAGAUGACAUACACUUUGACGAGGAAUAUGAACAGGAUAUCGGUUAUGGUGAAACAUUUGAUGCUAGUUACAACUAUGGUCACGAUGCUGAUUACAACUAUGAAGGCUAUGUUGAUGAGGGUGGUGGCGGAGUCUAUGAUGAUUAUCAUGACACUGAUUACUAGUAGCAGUUUUCUGCAGAGUGGCAACCUGACCAAGAUCUGUUCCGACUACCAAGGCGAACUGAAAAUCUUAUAUUCUACCUAUACCAAGCUAAGACUAAGUUAUAGUAUAUGCGUAAACUGACACCGAAUAGAUUUGUGGACCACAGUAAGACUGCUCUCUAAGAAAAGUUUCCGGUGCAAAGUUCUAAAAAAUGAGUAAUCAACAGUAAGACUGAAGAGACCGAUACCUUUAUCAAGGACCAUUUUCUUUGUAUUUUUUAAAACAUCAUCUGAAAUAACAGUUACAUCAUUUAUGAGCAUGUUUGCAAUUUCAUUCAAAGGGAAAAUUACAAACAA
Triticum dicoccoides is the source of this 2252-nucleotide messenger RNA. Its product is annotated as transcription factor IIIB 90 kDa subunit-like. The coding region runs from base 186 to 1916 and encodes 576 amino acids. Gene Ontology annotation, molecular function: TBP-class protein binding; RNA polymerase III general transcription initiation factor activity; RNA polymerase III type 3 promoter sequence-specific DNA binding. Gene Ontology annotation, cellular component: transcription preinitiation complex; transcription factor TFIIIB complex; nucleus. The record is from RefSeq and is a predicted model, not a curated record. The transcript has 20 exons. Gene Ontology annotation, biological process: transcription preinitiation complex assembly; DNA-templated transcription initiation; transcription by RNA polymerase III. Lineage: Eukaryota; Viridiplantae; Streptophyta; Magnoliopsida; Poales; Poaceae.